AUGGGUGUCGACGAGAAGACGCGCGUCUCGGGCGAGGUGACGCGAGAGCAAGACUCUCCCGUCCUGCCGACUGUCAAUCCCGAGGCGCAAAAGUCGGAGCCGGCAAAGGCCGCCAUCCACCCAGCGCUCUAUGUCGUUGUCUGGAUCAGCUUGAGUUCCUCGGUCAUUCUGUUCAACAAAUGGAUCCUGGACACAUUGGAGUUCCACUACCCUGUGAUCCUCACAACCUACCAUCUGACCUUUGCGACGCUUAUGACGCAAAUUCUGGCCCGAUACACCACGCUUCUCGAUGGGCGCAAGACUGUCAAGAUGACGGGUCGGGUUUACCUUAGGGCAAUCGUGCCAAUCGGCCUGAUGUUCAGCUUGAGCUUGAUCUGCGGCAACCUGACCUACCUCUACCUGUCAGUCGCCUUCAUCCAGAUGCUCAAGGCCACCACCCCUGUGGCUGUCCUGCUCUGCAGCUGGUCCAUGGGCAUCAGCCAGCCCAGCUUGAAGGUCUUCCUAAACGUAUCCGCUAUCGUCGUCGGUGUCAUCAUUGCCUCGAUUGGCGAGAUCAAGUUCGUCAUGUUCGGUUUCUUGCUCCAGAUCGCGGGUAUCAUCUUCGAGGCCAUGCGUCUCACGAUGGUCCAGCGGCUCCUGAGCUCUGCCGAGUACAAGAUGGACCCUCUCGUCUCGCUCUACUACUUCGCCCCAGUGUGCGCCGUGAUGAACUUCCUGGUCGCUAUUUUCUGGGAGGUCCCCAAGGUGUCCAUGGAAGAGGUCUACCACGUUGGUCUUUUCACCCUCUUCCUGAACGGUCUGGUCGCAUUCCUCCUCAACGUUUCCGUUGUGUUCCUGAUUGGCAAGACCUCUUCCUUGGUCCUUACCCUCUGCGGUGUCCUCAAGGACAUCCUGCUCGUGUGCGCCUCUAUUGCGAUCUGGGGAACCCAAGUUACCGGCCUUCAGUUCUUCGGCUACAGCAUUGCUCUUGCUGGCAUGGUCUACUACAAGCUGGGAUACGACCAGCUCAAGGGUUACGCCGACGAGGCCGGUCGCCAGUGGGCCGAGUUCGGAAACAACCGACCGGCGCUUCGCAAGAUCAUUGUCAUUGCGUCUGCGGUUACUUUGAUCUUCGUGCUGUUUGGCGGCCUGGCCCCAACGUACGCCCCGGGCUACGUCCCAGACGUUCCAAGCGCGAACGAGCUCUGGAGCGCGGCUGCCAACAAGGUGAGCUCGCUGGGCUCAUAA
This is a messenger RNA of Diaporthe citri, 1227 nucleotides long. RefSeq lists its product as uncharacterized. Bases 1 to 1227 code for a protein of 408 amino acids. NCBI's taxonomy places the organism in Eukaryota, Fungi, Ascomycota, Sordariomycetes, Diaporthales, Diaporthaceae. The transcript has 4 exons. Gene Ontology annotation, cellular component: Golgi apparatus; trans-Golgi network; endosome. The record is from RefSeq and is a predicted model, not a curated record. Gene Ontology annotation, molecular function: antiporter activity.